CCGGUGAUCCUCUUUCCCUUCCCUGACUGACGACACAUUUCAAGAAACAAUUCGCGUAUCCGACGUGAUUUGCUACUACUAUGGCGCCUGAACGAGCCGCUUCAGAAUCCAGUGAGGACGAGGCACCAGAGACGUUCUCAUUCGGGUCUUCCAAAAAGGCUGCAAGAGAGGAGCAGAAUGCUAUUCAGCAAUCCCAAGCGGCAGAAAAUUUCAAGCAAAAAGAAAGAAACCGCGAGCGUGACCGUGUGUUGAAGGAGAGGGCAGAACAUGCCAAAGCGGUCGCAGCGAGACAGAGGGCCCCGGCCAAGAAAAAGGGCAAGGCUCGAGCCGCGGUGGAAGAGAACGAUGACGAUGAGGACAGUCGUGGAAACGAUGCACCUGAUGAUCUUGAAGCACGUAUGGAGCGUGCUAUGAAGGAGGCUGCAGAGGAAGCCGACGAAGACGGAGACGGGGAAGAGAAUGAUCUGGACGAACUUGAAGGGGAUGGGGACAUGGAUGCGGACCUAUCAAGCGUGGAGAACAGUGAGGCAAAUGCAGAAGAAGGUGAAGGGGACGAUGAUGAUGCCCAGGGAUCAGAAGCAGACACAGAGGAGUCGGCAGGUUCGUCAGAAGAAGAGGAUGGUCCGGAAGAGGAGAAUGAUAUGGAUAACGCACGAACGUCGCACCUCGUUGCGUCCACAAGCGACUAUUUACCAGACCAUCUUUUCAACGCCGCCUUCUCCAAGACGGCUGACAAGUCGACGAAACGUAGAUUGGAUGAAGAAUCGGAUACCGACCGUCCAUCUAAGAGGAAGCGGAAACAAGCCAAACGGCAGGCUAAAGACAUUGUUAUCGGCUCCCGAACGAUACGCACGCUUGCAAAAAUAUCUGUCACUCCCACAGGCGCUCCUCGCGUCGUCCUACCGCGAGCUAAGAGCAACAGAUUCUUCAAGCGAAGUCUAAAUAUGAGCGGCAACGCUGCAAGCAGCAAAAAGAAGGGCUGGGAACGGAGAGGUGCCAAUGUUGGUGUUAUGAAACGUGACGGCCCAGCUGCAAGCUUUGUCAGAAGUCCAUAAUAUUCCUGCGUCUCUUGCUGGCUUGACUUUAUCGAGACCACGCUGCAUGUAUUGAAUUUAUUCUGCAUACAAGCUUCGACUAACAUCAUGCGGCGUGACACCUCGGAAUCCCACGGUUGGGAGGUAAAAUUAAUACACCCAGUACGCAGAGUGAUACAAUGGUUUCAGGCUCAUGAGUGAAUGGUACAUCAAGAUCGGAAAAAUGAUACAAGAAACAAAUCGGAGAGACCAGCCUCCUUUCGGAAAAAGCGGAACACUUGAACGAGAACAAUGAUAGCAAGACGACGAGUCUGAAGGAGGUCGAGGUCCAACGUACUGGUGGAAUCACAGAACGAAAGGCCUCCAAGAGCGAGCAAGGAAAGAGAGCACUAGAGAGCACAGCACGACAGAUCGUACAACUGGUCGUCGGAUUCGGAGCCUC
This is a messenger RNA of Laetiporus sulphureus 93-53, 1476 nucleotides long. RefSeq lists its product as uncharacterized. The transcript has 3 exons. NCBI's taxonomy places the organism in Eukaryota, Fungi, Basidiomycota, Agaricomycetes, Polyporales, Laetiporaceae. Bases 81 to 1055 code for a protein of 324 amino acids. The record is from RefSeq and is a predicted model, not a curated record.